CCAAUUCAACAAACAGCCAUCAACUCAAACAUAAACCAACUACUCUGUUUUCUCCUCUUCUCAAAACAGAGCAAAAAAGGAAGGAAGAAAGGGGGAACACUUUCCACAGAGGAGAGGUUUUCAAACAAAAGCUCCCUUCGUUCAUAUAAUUAAUUUCGUUCUUUUCCUUAAAAACGAUGGCUUUCUUAGAUUUCUAUUACUUGAUUACUCCCCAAGAAGGCAUCGUCUCCACCAGCCAAUCUUCUUCUCUAAUUUCACUGUUCUAUGAUAUCAUUCUCUGUAAAUUGAUCUUCGAUCGGGUUAGAAGCUUUCCCAAACUCCUCUCCAGAUUCUCCUUUUUCAUCCAAUCCCAACUGAGACUUGGAGCUGGUGUAGAAGCAGUAGUAUUACCAGAAGGAGAGGAGAAGAAGGAAGAGGCAGAGUUGGAGAAGAAACAGAGCCCGGCUCCUCUGGUUAUUAGCAGAGAAGAUGUGGAGGUAGUGAUGGGAAAGCUUGGAUUUUUUUGCGACCCAGAAGGCCAGCAGCUGAAACAAUCGAUGGGUGCUGACCAGCUUCUGGAGUUGUUCGACGAGAAGGAGCCGAGCUUGGAGGAAGUGAAAGAAGCUUUUGAGGUGUUCGAUGUGAACAGAGAUGGGUUCAUUGAUGAAAUGGAGUUGCAGAGGGUCAUGUUUCAGUUGGGAUUGAAGGAAGGAGUUGAGUUGGAGAGCUGCAAGAAGAUGAUUGGAGCUUUUGAUGUGAAUGGGGAUGGGAGGAUUGAUUUCUGUGAAUUUGUCAAGUUUAUGGAUCACAGUUUUUGUUGAAUCUCCCCAAUUUUGGUACAUGAUAUAUUAUACAUUUCUUCUUUCUUUGAUUCACUUUGCCAAAAUUUUCAGUGUUCUUCUGACUUACAAGUUAACUUCAAUGUUCUCAGUUAUGUUAUCAUGCACAAUUUCAGCUUCUGUAAAGUGAUCAGAAGUCAAAACAACCAAAUCGUUCGCAUUCAAUAACUAAACCAAUAUUUCGAUUAUCUCUAAGGAAACAGUCUCUUGUCUCACAGAGCCACUCUGUGAGACAAGAGAUCCUUACCGGUAGAAGUUCCAUACCCUAAAACGAAUUCAUAGUUUCGUCACUGUGGUUAAUAAGGUGAGACCUUGAGCCUGCUGUAAUGGCUGCGUGCUCUAUGCGCGAGUGCAUAGGGCUUCAGCCACAACUUCGGCUCAUAUUUGGUGUUGACAUGGUGCAGCCAACCGUCCUAUCGCGAUAUACAAAGCAUCUUCGUUCAUAAAGGACACUGUGCAAU
Molecule: messenger RNA, 1279 nt
Organism: Linum trigynum
Lineage: Eukaryota; Viridiplantae; Streptophyta; Magnoliopsida; Malpighiales; Linaceae
Source: the annotation of a GenBank genome assembly